Paramecium octaurelia is the source of this 1333-nucleotide messenger RNA. NCBI's taxonomy places the organism in Eukaryota, Ciliophora, Oligohymenophorea, Peniculida, Parameciidae. The record is from the annotation of a GenBank genome assembly.
GUUAAUGCAAAAACAACCUCUAAAACUGAUAUAAACUCCAUCCACUUAUGUCACCAAAACUCCUGAAAAAGCGAUUAACACAUCACCUUUCAAAGGAUACAGUGUACAAUAGAUGAAAUUAUUUCCAUUAGUAUAGCGACAAACAGUAGAUGACUCCAAUUAAAUACAAUGUGGGAUACCCCCAAGUUCAGCAAACCAUAAACCAAAAUAUAUAGCCUCAAUUUCCAUAUUAUGAGAACACUUCACCAUUUCGUUAAGAAUCUAGGGAACAACUGUUUUAAAGGAUUUAUAAUUUGGAGGAUAAUCUAAGGGUGAUCUCUAAGAGAUAUGAAUAAUUGAAGGAGGAAUAAGAGAAGGAGAGGAUGAAGAAAUGCGAGACCGAUCGAAGUUAUACUCAAUUAUAAUAAAAAUGUUAGGAGUAACUAUUGUGUUAUUGAGAGUAGUUAAGAGAAGGAAUUUCAGAAAUAUCAACAGUAGGCUAAGUUAAAUGAAGCGAAAUAUAAAUAGAUCUCGAGUUAACUUUAAGAGUUUAAGGAAAAGUUGAAUGCGAAAGACAAUGAGAUUUUAGAGUAGAAAACAGUGUAGGAGAAAUUCUAAAAGAUAUUAAAAUAGAAGGAGAAGGAGAUCAACGAUUUGAAAUUGAUGUUGAAGUAAGAAAAGGAUCUUAGGUCAUUUGAAAACGAGAAGCUUAUUUAAGAGUUCACUUAGACUUACAGUGAGUUGAGUCUGUAGAAUGAUUAAUUAAUUCAGGAGAACGACGAAUUGAAGACAGCAAUCUUAGAGUUCGAUAAUUAAGGUCGAUCAUUGUCUUCUAAGAAGCAAUCAGAACAGAAUUUUUAGACGAAUACAGAUUUCUUGGACGAUCCAGAAUUAAGACAAAUUGUACACGAAUACUUAUCUAAAAAUGAUGAGUAUUAUUUAAAUCAGAUACCUGAGAAAUAGCUUAGGACUGCUGUGUAAAUUAUUAAGGAUGUAUUUUAAACAGUUACGGCCAGAAAAUUGAAGGAAAUCAAAUCAUAAUAAUUUUAACAGCCUAAAUAAAUCAGUGAAGAAAUUGAAAUCAAUUUAUAGGAGGUAAGGAAGAAGAGAGAGUUUCUAAUAAAGGAGAUCAAGUAGAAAUUGGAAAGGGUUGUCAAAUCAAAAGUAUAGAUUUAUUAUGAUGAUAUAAGGAAUUCAAUUUGAUGGAAUUCAAUGAUUUACAAAGAGAGAUGGAGGAACUUAAAAAAGAGUUAGGUUCUGUGGAGAAUUUGAUUUAACAGAUGGAGUAAUCACUAUUGUUGAAUCCACAUCGAAAUAGUUGUGUCUCUUUUGAUAAUGAGGAGUUUUAAUGAGG